AUGUCGGCUUAUCAGCAGGAACAUGGCUGGACGGCCGUACCGCGAUCACUUGACAAGCUCGUCGCAAACCGAAAGCAUAAGGAGCCAUCUCGACCCAUCCGAGUAGACGACAUUCCGUUACCAAGCAGUCCGCUAGUGGAUCAAGUGGUCAGCUAUGCCAGAAAGAACCUCUCCCGACAGACCUACAAUCACAGCAUGCGAGUAUUCUACUACGGCCAGGCGAUCGUGACGCAGCACUUUCCAGAAUGGAAGUUCAGCCCAGAGACAUAUUUGUUGGCUUGUCUGCUUCACGAUAUUGGCACGACGGACAACAACAUCACCAGUACGAACCUUUCGUUCGAAUUCUAUGGUGGCACUAUUUCACUGGAUCUUUUGAAGUCUCUGCACGCCGACGUCUCGCAAGCAGAAGCUGUGUGCGAGACUAUCAUCCGCCACCAGGAUCUGGGAGAUACUGGUAACAUCACCACGCUCACGGCUGUCACCCACUUUGCCACUGUGUUGGAUAAUGCCGGCUUGAACGGAGAGCUCGUACACGAAGACACUAUCAAGAGCGUUGUAGCUGAGUAUCCUCGUGAGAAGUGGACAGGUUGUUUCGCUGGCGUGGUCAGGAAGGAGUGCGAGCUCAAACCAUGGGCCAACACCACGAGAAUCGACGCCUUUGCCGAGAUGGUCGAGGCCAACAAGCUGAUGGAGAAAUAUGAUUGA
Messenger RNA from Recurvomyces mirabilis, 705 nucleotides. RefSeq lists its product as uncharacterized. NCBI's taxonomy places the organism in Eukaryota, Fungi, Ascomycota, Dothideomycetes, Mycosphaerellales, Teratosphaeriaceae. The transcript has 2 exons. The record is from RefSeq and is a predicted model, not a curated record. Bases 1 to 705 code for a protein of 234 amino acids.